GCCGUGGGGUUUUCGCGAGUGACCGAAGAGCACAGACCCAUACUGCACACAUUUGAGCGACAUCAAAUGUUUUGUCGGAUAUAAAUGCAAACAAGUCCAUUUUUCCCCCAGCUGAUAAAAAUGAAUUCCCCUGAAGACUCGGGAAACGUGAGCGAACUGCGGGAGCACAUUGCCCGGCUAACCAAUGAAAAUAUCCAGCUCCGGGACAAGAAUGAGCGCCUCUUCAGCAAACUCGGGGACCUGCAGGACAAGCUGGGGCAGCUGGCGGGGUCCAAGACUGACCUGUCCUCCAAACUGGUCUUCAGCGAGGAAGAGAAACUGAAGGUCCAGAAAGCGGCCAGUUCAGUGCUCCUCCAUAUCCCUGCCGACUUUUGA
Messenger RNA from Lepisosteus oculatus (spotted gar), 375 nucleotides. The record is from RefSeq and is a predicted model, not a curated record. Lineage: Eukaryota; Metazoa; Chordata; Actinopteri; Semionotiformes; Lepisosteidae.